Volvox carteri f. nagariensis is the source of this 411-nucleotide messenger RNA. RefSeq lists its product as uncharacterized. The coding region runs from base 1 to 411 and encodes 136 amino acids. Lineage: Eukaryota; Viridiplantae; Chlorophyta; Chlorophyceae; Chlamydomonadales; Volvocaceae. The record is from RefSeq and is a predicted model, not a curated record. The transcript has 3 exons.
AUGUCUCAUUUCACUACUUCGUUCGCAGCAGUUUACGCUGCAACGCUCAUCAUUCUUGCUGCCGCGCUGGGCGCUGCUGUCCUUCUUAUUGGGUUGCUACUACUGCUCAUGAUAAUACCUGGUACAUCUGCCACCAAUGAAAACGAGCAGCGGAAACGCAGGCGUGUGGACGACUUUACGGUCGACAUGUACCCUGAAAUGCUGGGUAUAGACACUACCCCAACACAGCAACAAAUCUCUGCGGCCGCUACAAUUGCCCAGCCACAGCAACAAAUGGUUCACCCGUUCACGACAACCACCACGCCGCUACAGAACCAGCAGUCACAGGGUAUCGCUGGCGCAGCUGCUCUACCAUUCCAUGAAACACAUACCAUCCACCCUUCCUUUUGCUGGAAAAUUAAUACUCCUUAG